UUGGAGUGGCAAACAGUAUUGACCAUAAUGCCUUCGACAUAUCGGCAAACUCGAAAACCCGCCUGGACGUGCAUGCCAGUGGAUUUGUCCUCUGGACCGAGACCCAAGUAAUUUCCACAAGAUGUCAGCUGGACAUGAGUAUGUUACCAUUUGACACCCAGCGCUGCCCGAUCUAUGUGCAAUCGUCGACCCAACGGUUUGACGUCUUACAGCUUAAUUCGAAAAAUCAUUCGUUGGUGGAAUAUGUUGAGAACACCGAAUGGGAACUCGGUGGAGUAGAGCAGGAAACUGGUCUCAAGAGCUAUUCGGUCAAUAUCGGCGAUGGAGACAAAACGGUCACAGACACCUACUCCCAGUUAACCAUCACAAUCACCAUAAAGCGUCUGACCAAGUAUUACUGGGUGCAGCUGAUCGCUCCUUGCCUCUUCAUCCCGAUCCUCGUGGACAUGACCUUCCUUAUGCCGGCAGAAGCAGGCGAGAAGAUCUCCUUCAGUGUUACGGUGCUGCUGUCGUUCACGGUCUAUCAGUUGAUGAUAGCUGAAGACCUGCCAAAGUCAUCGCAGUCUACCCCAUUGCUGAUCGUCUUCCUGACCCUGAUGAUCGGCCUAUCCGCAUCCGCAGUUAUGCUGGCGAUAUUUGUGCUCACCAUCCACCACCAGAAUCCAGACAGACCGCUGCCAAACUGGUUUCGGAUCUUAGUUUUUGGAGGCCUAGCCAAGGUUACGUGCAAGAGCAAACAUGUCAGAGCGAACGGAUGGAACACCAAACGAGUUACAGUUCAUCCUCGACGGACAAAAUAACAUCUUUUGCGGAUCGGCACACAAUGAGGGGGAAAGCAAAUCCACUCUCCGCCUAUCGACGCUAGACCUAUCACUACCUGAAGUUGAACAAGCUAAUCAUGUAGCGACCCAUCAUUCGCGAAAUGUGCUCGGAACCAACAUCGCCAGCAAAUGGAGGGAAGACGCUGAACCGUCAUCACUGAGGGAUAACGGUCCAUGUUGGAGAUAUGCAGCAGAGAUAAUCGAUAGAUUUUUUUUCAUCAUGUACCUGAUCGCAACGGUUGUAUCUUUUCUCUCCUUCUUGGUUAUCAUUCCCUCCCUUCAGCAGUAGGGCUGGUCACAUCUCGUAUCUGUUUGAGUUUUCUGACCGUCACUGCUUAAACAUUUACAGAUAUUGAUGCGCGGUGAAUAAGGCUUACUGGACUUUGCGCAACGAAACGAAACGAGCGAAAUGGGGGAGCGACCAUUAUGUUUUACCCCGGUACUCUAGCCUGAAAAUUUGUUCGGACCUCGAUCGAAGAAGGUACGACAAACAAUUUAUUAAUCAAACCCUUAUGAGGUUCAUUGAUUUGAAGUAGAGAGGGUAACGUACAUUGUAUACACAAAUCAAACACACACGCAGUGCUUGCAUGCAUUGCAGAGAACGACUUUUGAGUGAUGACCCACACCCACCCAGGCAGCUGAGACACAUGUCUUGUUGGACAUGCCUACCGAUUUUUACUAAAUAAAAGCAUAACUUCAUCACACUUUUCGGGGUUGAAAAUGUACUCACGUAAAUUACCAAAAUUACAUGCCAAAUUCGCACAUGACCUGUUAUUUCUCAAAGCUUGGAAGCUCAAAUGUCUGAAUGUAAUGUAUGCGCGUAAUGUAUACUCUCAGCAAGCGAAUAGUUGUGAUCGUCGAUUUUUGAUACGAAUCGUUUCCUGUAUGGCCGUUACAAGCCGUUGUCUGAAUAUGAUGUGAACCUGUUUACCGUUCAAUGCUGCUCCCUGUGACGCUGUACCCGCAAAUGUUCAAUGAAAAAAAUGCUGGAUAAUGACUUACACGGCUUGUUCGCAUCGUAAACAUAGUGGUACCCGGGUAAACUGUCUUUGCGUUUGGCCUGAUUUUACAACGAUUACCCCCCAUGUAACCACGAUCUAGGAUGGAAAGGCUGUGUAUUAUGAAUAGGAAAAGUCACCUAGGGACCGUUGCGUAGAAUAUUUUUUUGGCGAAAUAUUGCGCAAAGUCCAGUAAGCCGGUGAAUAAGACAUUGGCGUAUAUUUGACCUUGAGCACGCUAUUUUUACAUGAUCUACGAGACAGAGUACUCCUGCAUAUGAUCACGUGUACAUUCUUUUAUCAACUUCUUUAUUUACUGCAUGA
Messenger RNA from Lineus longissimus, 2143 nucleotides. RefSeq names its product neuronal acetylcholine receptor subunit alpha-10-like. Gene Ontology annotation, biological process: nervous system process; monoatomic ion transmembrane transport; regulation of membrane potential. Gene Ontology annotation, cellular component: synapse; neuron projection; plasma membrane. Lineage: Eukaryota; Metazoa; Nemertea; Pilidiophora; Heteronemertea; Lineidae. Gene Ontology annotation, molecular function: transmitter-gated monoatomic ion channel activity involved in regulation of postsynaptic membrane potential; excitatory extracellular ligand-gated monoatomic ion channel activity; transmembrane signaling receptor activity. The record is from RefSeq and is a predicted model, not a curated record. The transcript has 4 exons. Bases 135 to 800 code for a protein of 221 amino acids.